Messenger RNA from Euleptes europaea (tarantolino), 1847 nucleotides. RefSeq names its product tyrosine 3-monooxygenase/tryptophan 5-monooxygenase activation protein theta (gene YWHAQ). NCBI's taxonomy places the organism in Eukaryota, Metazoa, Chordata, Lepidosauria, Squamata, Sphaerodactylidae. Gene Ontology annotation, cellular component: cytoplasm. The transcript is spliced from 6 exons. Bases 120 to 857 code for a protein of 245 amino acids. Gene Ontology annotation, biological process: signal transduction. The record is from RefSeq and is a predicted model, not a curated record.
GACCGCCGGCCCGGCCUAGCGCCAGCGGACCCAGGUUUUGAGGUGCCUUCUAGUCCUGUGAAAGCGCUUCUCUUCUUCCUUCGUAAGUUGCCUUGCUGCUUAUACCACUGCCAGCCAACAUGGAAAAGACCGAGAUGAUCCAGAAAGCCAAGCUAGCCGAGCAGGCAGAGCGCUACGAUGAUAUGGCUACCUGCAUGAAGGCAGUGACGGAGCAAGGUGCUGAGUUAUCCAAUGAAGAACGCAAUCUGCUUUCUGUGGCCUACAAAAAUGUUGUAGGGGGGCGGCGCUCUGCUUGGCGGGUGAUUUCUAGCAUCGAGCAGAAAACUGAUGGCAACGAUAAGAAGAUGCAACUUGUCAAAGACUACCGAGAGAAAGUGGAGUCUGAACUUAAGUCCAUCUGCACUACCGUUCUGGAGCUGCUGGAUAAAUAUUUAAUAGCCAAUGCAACUAACCCAGAGAGCAAGGUAUUUUAUCUGAAGAUGAAGGGAGACUACUUCCGAUACCUUGCAGAAGUUGCAAGUGGAGAUGACAGAAAACAAACAAUAGAAAACUCACAGGCGGCUUAUCAGGAGGCAUUCGAUAUCAGCAAGAAAGAGAUGCAACCCACACAUCCUAUUCGUUUGGGUCUAGCGCUUAACUUUUCUGUAUUUUACUAUGAGAUCCUUAACAACCCGGAGCUGGCCUGUACAUUGGCGAAGACAGCUUUUGAUGAAGCCAUUGCAGAACUUGAUACACUGAAUGAAGACUCAUACAAAGACAGCACUCUCAUCAUGCAGUUGCUUAGAGACAACCUCACAUUAUGGACAUCAGACAGUGCAGGAGAAGAAUGUGAUGCGGCAGAAGGUGCAGAAAACUAAACUGCAUAUGGAGUGUCAUUCCCCUUCUCAAGAAACCUUUUUACACGUCUCAUUCCUUAUAGCUCCACUUGGAUUUCCUAUAGCAAAGACAACCCAUCCAUGUGUAUGGAAAUCAAUUUAUAGUCUUUUCACACUGCAGCUUUGGGAAAACUCCAUUCCUUGAUUUGUUUGUACUGGCCUUCCUGGUGUGCGGUUACUGCUGUAGAAAAGUAUUAAUACUGGCUUUAAUUUCAUAUAAACAUAAGUAACUUCCAAACACUUAUGUAGCAGGCUAAAGUUACCUGGUAUUUAAAAAGAAAAAUUUGAACCAGUUCCUGCGAGUGACUGUGUUUGUAUUAUGGUAAAGACAUGAAACUAUAGUUGGCGCAACUAAAGAGUGUUAAACACAGUUCAGUUCUCCACAUUCCUUUUUUAUUCUGCAGGGGGGUUACUUAGUGAUUUGACUGUCACAUGCUACUGUGUAUUCCUUUCUGUAGGAUUGGGGAGUAUUGGGCCAAAUGGGAAGCAGGGCAAAUGGUGGCUUUCCCAUACGUGUAUACAGCAGGCGCUACUGAGUGUUUAAAUACAGGGACUCUGUUUUGUUUUUUUACUCUUCAGUUGCUGCUGUUCAGCUAUCCCUUCCCAAUAAAAAAAUCACUUACACUCCUGCCUUUGUAGUUCUGGUAUUCACUUGAUUAUGUACUAGAAGCAGCAUGUUACUGCCAGAAUACAAGGGAGUGCCUUUUUGGCAGACUAAAGUGCAUGUCAUUUCUUUUACACUGGAAUGGGGGAGGGGGGGAAUUUCACAUGUCCAAGUAUAAAACUUUUCCAUGCAGGUUUGUGCACAUGUAUGAAGGUGUCGAGUUCGUCCAGUGAUUGUUCCGUAGAUAGAUGGACCACUAUUGUGUGUUGCUAAUCAUUGAUUGUAGUCCCAAAAAAGCCUUGUGAAAAUGUUAAUGCCCUAUGUAACAAAAUAACAUUAAAUAAAAUUACAUUUUAUAAACCACUAAA